CUGUGGGAUGUAAUUACCACAAAGAGGCAUUAUUCAAAUCACUGCCCACUACCUAAGGUAGCGCCAAAACUGAAUAACAACGCUACCGAGAACACGAAACGGCCGAGGUUCAACGAACUCAAGAAAAAGCAAUGUAUCUGAAGACUUGCUUGCUCAUUCUGCUCUGUCUUGGUCUCGUACAGGCGAGAGUGCACAGGAAUAUUCCCAACUUGUUUCGCAAGGGAUUUAGAGAGGAAUUACAAGUGAGAGAGGCUUUGAAGUGUUACUCCUGCCACGGAAGUAGCUCGAGUGACUGCGAAAAAAAGGAAAAAGAAUGCAAACAAGACAAUCCUGUCUGCAUGAAAGCAACCAAGUCAGGCUCCGCGUAUAUACUUCAGUGCGCUAGCAUGGAGUAUUAUAAGCAAUCCGUGGAGGAUUGUUCGGAUGGCACCUGUAUCGUGACCAAGUGUGAGACGUCUUUGUGUAAUGUAUAGUGAGAGACACCACAAUGUAGGUCGCCGUGAUGAGGGUGGAAAAAGAGAUUUUGGUUUCUCAUUUUUUCAUUUCAUUUCUAUGGGUUUCUGUUAACGCACCACUGAUUCACAUGUUACAGUUAACAUUUCGCUUUUUACAUUGAAAUAUUAAGAACAUUUGUAGACAGUUGUCAAGUCAAUAAAGCACUGAGAAAUGUC
Molecule: messenger RNA, 671 nt
Organism: Stylophora pistillata
Lineage: Eukaryota; Metazoa; Cnidaria; Anthozoa; Scleractinia; Pocilloporidae
Source: RefSeq, a predicted model, not a curated record